AUGCAGAUGGCACAAUUCCAUUUACCGCCAAACCUGGAUCUGACCGAUGGUAAUCUUGCUGAUAGUUUUAGGAAAUGGAAGCGUCAAUUGGAAGUCUACAUGGAAGCUAGUGGAGCUAAUAACAAGCCGAAACAGCGACAAACAGCGAUCAUUUUACAUUGUGCUGGCCCGCAAGUUCUCGAAGUCUAUGAUCAUUUCCACUUCGAAGCCGACGAUGACAAGACCGAUCCAGCGAAGAUCCUCGAAAAGCUUGAAGAGUACUGUAACCCGCCAGAAAACGUUAAGAAUCUCAUAGAAAUUAAUAAGGUGGUUACGUGACUCGUAGUUUUGUAUUCCGUUAUUUAAUAUUAAGUGCAAAACUAUCUAUUAAAGACGUAAUCAGUAAAACCAGGGUAAGAUUCUGUGUUAAUCGCUAGAACACAAUUAUAAUUAACGUCAUUUCAUACUGAAAUGUACAAGUAAGUCUUAAAUUACAAUUGCUGAUUGUAUAUAAUCAUGUGUCGUAAACAGAAUUCUUACUUUGUACACUUGUAACCUCGGUAUUUUGCAGAUACGUUAAAGAUCGCGCUGAGUGUUGAAAAAAAAAAAAGCUUGAAGAGUACUGUAACCCGCGAGAAAACGAAGUUCUCCAAAGUUUUCGGUUCUGGAACAUACCAUUCCACGAGACUUUUGAUGUGUUCCUAACAGAGUUAUAUUCUCGUGCCGCCUCGUGUAAUUUCAAGGAGAAAGAACGAAUGAUCAGAAACAAAAUUGUCUUCAGUGUCUCCGGUAAGCUGCAAGAAUUAUUGCUUCGUGAGUCAAACCUAGGCUUGAAGAAAGCCAAAGAGAUCUGCCGCGCCUUCGAAAUUACUUCACGAGCUAAAUGGGAAAUGAGUCCACCAAGUGAAGGAUACCUGAUUGAUAAAAUAGAGGCACAACAUUAG
Molecule: messenger RNA, 923 nt
Organism: Porites lobata
Lineage: Eukaryota; Metazoa; Cnidaria; Anthozoa; Scleractinia; Poritidae
Source: the annotation of a GenBank genome assembly